CGUCGCGAUUCUUUCACCCUCCGUCAGAUGUCGGGGUGUUUCGCGGGUGAUUGGGGUGGUAGCCGCACGAUACCACUCGCGAAGCGCCACGAGUUUCAAAUACCACUGCCCCAAAUAGGUUUUAAGUGAAAUUUCGUAUUCGUUUAUGAACUGAAACCACGAACAUAUGUUACGUUCUACUAAUUGCAACACCGUGUAAUUAGUCUAGUUUUAGUCAGCUUAGCCCGUGGCAUUUGGCGUAAGUUAAUAACGAGUAAUUAAACAAAUGCGUCGCUCUUAAUGACUGCUUGGCGGUAAACAGCUUAACGACAUACGCAUAUCGUCGUUUCGAAACUGGCUUCGCGCAACGGCUUCCACGAUAACGAAGCUACGUUGAACGAUAAGCGAAACGAUUCGUUCGUAACGCAAUUUGUUUCAAUUGUUCUGUCACAUGCCGUUCGACCACUCGGAAUUGAAACGUGUCAUAACAGGAGUAACGUCGCGCGUCGUUUCAAGUUGGUAUGCCGAGAUUGUCCCCAAUUCGAAUCUAUGGCUUGGAUGACAAAUGAAUUAACAUUUGCCGUUAGGUUUUUUUUAGACCCACUCUAUUUUGCGCACAAAUCUUUCACUACUUAUGGGAUAUACAGUAGCCGCUCGAUAAUUUACCGCCAGCGUGAAUCUGGAAGCGUCAAUUGGCCGCAUGCAUUCUUUCUAACCAUCUGUCGGGCCCUCAGACGCAACUGUCGCAAUGUAUGCAAUUGCAGCAAGGUCAUCCCUUGACACCUAGACUCCGCGAUCCCGGAAGAUCCCCGGCGCAUCUCCACCGAGGUGCUACUUACUCAUCGAUCUUCGAUAGAGGCGGAUCAUUUCUGACUUAGUUGACGAUGAUCCAUUGAAAGUGUUCGUGAUGCACGAUCGGGACAGGAAUGAUCGGUGAACGGACACGUAACCACGUGUCUGACACCCUCACGCCAGUCGAGAAAGGCGCGUGUUGACGCGCCGCAGCGUAGCUCGCGUGCGCUGGCGCAUGUGAUCGAUACUCAACAUCGCCGGGCUUUUCGCGUCCCCGCGCGACGUCACGACACAAGAGCCGAGUAACACCGACAAAGGACGAGGCCGACCGAGACUGGCCGAGGUAGCGCGAGCCGCGGUAGCAGCAGCCGUCGACGCGAGCACGGCCCCAACCGUCACCGUCGUUUCGACGUCGUGCACACUUUCUUGCCGCCGAUCGUCCACGCGGAAAUCAGUUCCCGUCACGAGAAACCCCGUUGCUCUUGGACGGCUGCUUGUCACACGGUCUGGCUCGAUACACGGUGAACGCGAGCCGCGCGCGAAAGUGGUCCGAGUGGUGUGUUCCUCUCUUGACUGGAAAGGUCGCGUUACGAGUACUCCCGGUCGAACAGAAACUGAGUCACUCGAAACAUUCAGCGAACCACGAGAUCUUCAGCCGCCACUCUGCCGCUACUUCCGGUCCGUCCAUCACCGUUCCGUCUCCGCCAGCCGCGAAACAUCGGAUCGAGAGAAAUCGAGGAAAAGGAUCUCGCGAGGAGGUGAUCGCGUGGCAAGGGGUUAGUGAAAGCAGUAGAGUCGUGUCGUGAGGGGUCCAAGAAGCGUAGCCUUUGGGUGUGAUGUGGUGGAGCCCCCCGGGGGGCCGCGGGGGCAGGAGGUUCGAGGCAGAUCGGUCGUGAGGGCCCCAGGCACGGCUCGGUUGCCCCGCGGCGAGGUCGCCGGAGGGGCGGAGGAGGAGGUAGGAUGGUGUGACCUCCGACGUUAUCCCGCCCGACGCGGAGGUGGUGCUGGAGGUGGCGGAGGCGGUGGUGGAGGAGGUGGCGGUGGAGUCGAACAGCUGCUGCUCGACUCGGAGGAGGAGGAGCCGACGGCGAUGUCGAGGCAGCUUCGCGGUGAACGGGACCACGUGAGCCGUUGCGACCUCCGAGAACAGCGCGACCUCCGCGACCUUCGGGACCUGCGCGACAUCAGGGAUCUGAGGGAUAUCAGGGACCUCCGGGACGUUCGGGACAUUAGGGACGACAGGGAGAGACACGGUUCCGGCAGACAUCAUCGGGACGAGUACCUGGAUUACGAUCACCAUCCCACCGCUGCAUCCACCUCGGCACUUACCAACAACCCGGGGCUAGUUCGUAGAAGCGAACACCGCAGCAUGGUCGGUGCCUCUCAUUUGCAGCUGCAUUCACUGGGUCGACUGGGUGGCUUUCUUGCCGACGCAAUCGCGCAUCCUCUCGAGGGUCAGAAGUGCUAAUGAGACAGACACGAGAGAUGAUGGGGUAGAAAAUGGAAUCGAGCCUCUUUGGAACGCUUCUUUUUUAGCGCCGGUGAACAGUGGCGUGAUGCACAGGAGAGACACAGGAAACUGGGCCACGUUUUGUUCGCCAAGGUCGAUCUGAAAAGAUUUUAAUAGCGUUACUCGGUUCUACCCGGUCCCACGACGAGGACCGACCGAGUGUCGUUGAAGUAACCCCACGCUCGUUUCGGGCAACGAGUUCGGAAGCUUUUAAUUAUCCUUCGUAAUGCAGCCAAAUCGAAUGCAGUUUUGCAACGAACUUAAAAAUGAAAAAGAAAUUCAUUGGUCUGUCACUUUGUACACGCGAUUCUAUAAACAUUUAAAAUAACGUGAAAUAAAACACGUUUCACGGGUGACAAUUUUAAACUUGCCACUCUCUUUUACGAUUCUGUAUCUUAUUUUAAAAAAAAUUCAAUUUGGACAGGCCCAUUGCGAGGAUUAAUUGUAACAGGCGCAGAGGCAAUAAAGAGACAUUAAUGAAUUGUAUUACCUUGCAAGCUGUCCGCGCGAUGAUGCAAGAAAAUCAACCUGGACACACAUUGAACUGAUUUAUUCGUUUACUUUCCAUUCGGUAUGGAAAUCAGUUUACAACAUGUUGCUCAUUACGCGUGCCAGCUCGCUCGAAAACAGACUCGUUUAACGUCCAGAAUUAUUAACAUUUACGAAACAGCAAAUAUUUGCAUUAACUGUAAUCGCUUUACAACCAUUUCGUUGACAUUUUGACAAUAAUGUGAGACCAAUGGUGACAAUUUUUUUUCUUUUUUAAUUGUCAUUUAAUUAUUCUGUUAUAUUAAAUUCGAGGCAUUGGACGAUCUUCACGCCAGCCAACGUGUUAAUCGAUAUUCUUUUGCAUGGUUCCGGUAUCAAUCACCAAAGUAUUUAUCACCUGGGGUUCCUCUGUUAUCUCGAUCGCGUCCGUGUUCCACGCUUUAUAAUCGUACACCUAUAAUCAUGCAAAUCAGCGGGCGUGCGUUAAAACACAGCUAUAUAACUAUCGGUCCCGAUAAUCGCGCGAGCUUAAUCGAGACUUUCCUGCACCCGUGUGUGCACGGCCAAUUAUCGAUCAUUUCUCAUUGCCGGAACGCGUCGGCGUUGUUCGCGAGGCAAACGAUUAAUUGUAGAAAUUGAAAAUCAUUCUUCGAAAUUCAUAUACCGUAUUGUCGUUUGGAAAAUUGGGACAGCUGGGAUUGCGAGCCGAUAAUCGAUGAUCGAUUUCAAAAUUUUCAAGCUCGAUCGGAAGCGCAGGUUGAUGCACCGAGCGUGCGACGAAUGCGAAUAAAAUUUUGCAUAUUUAUGAAAGGCGCGCAUCGAUACGUUACAUUCAUAUUCAAGCCACCCAUCUACGCCAUUAUUUACUCUCGCCGUUUUCCACUCAAUUGUUAGUUGAUUCCACGGAGUGCUUGGAUAGAAUAUCAUUUUCCACCUCCUGUCGCGGCCAGUGCAUAAUGUUGAAUAAAACUUCGUUGACUAAUGAAUAUUAACUCCAUAACGAAAGAGUCUCUUAUUUUGAAGGAGUUUUCCAGGGAAGAGAAAUAACGUAUUUUCCAACUGGUGUCAACUCAGAAUUCCUCCGAGAAAUAUUUAUAAUCCGCUUCUUUUCAGUGGAAAUUGCUUAUUCCAUGAAAUCCAAAGCCGAUGUCCCUUCGUUUGUCGAUAUUGUGUACAAUCAAAGCACUCGUCGCUGAAUCCCGAGAUGCCUUCUCUGGCCGCAAAAAUCGAUCAAGUUUUCCUCGCCUGGUGUUUCAAUCCAGGUUAGAAGAACCGUGACAAGGAUGAUCCUUGCUUGACCCAGAUCCACGGCGUCGGAUAUAUCCUGUCGCCUCGAGUGUCCCAGGACGUUUAACGAAACUGAAAAUCAAGGCUCAAACGCGAUAUGGAAAGCGAGGCGAAAAAUUGCUGUUUGAAUCGAGAUACCCGGUGGCCUCGUUUCAACGGCGCCUCGUCGUUCAUUUCAAAGCGUGUAAUAUCUUUCCCCUCGUAAACGUUGAAUCGUUGUGGAUAUCUGUCGUUGUUAAAAACUUUGCGCACUACAGACGAAGGAACACUGGCUGUUGGCAUUAUGCUUGUUCGUAACGCAACGUGCCCUAUAACUCACGCUUUUCUUCAUUAAACUCAGGGACGGGUAACCGUUAAGAAAAAUAAUUCUCUAGCUCGCCGGAAAAUGAGAAAAAUCCGGUGAAACUAACGGCGACCAGCGUCGUAGGUUACUUCGAACUUUACAUAAAAAUUUAUGAAAAGUUUCAUUAUCGCAACGUAUAAAUUUGCAAGAUCAGCGUUGCAGUAAGAAUGAUGAAGAUUCGAUUAAUUUUGUCUCUAAGAUAAUUCGCUAUCGCGAACGAGUCCUACCACCCACGCGGACCUCAAAGAAGUUCUUCGAUCAGCAGAUCUCAUCUGGCCGGAGUCUGGGAUCGAUUAUCGCGUACCAGAUAGCCGUCGAAGUGCGUCACACGCUAAAAGAUUCAGCAGCACCGACCACGUAAAUAGCUCCUCCUCGGUUCAGCCUCUGCGGGCUGCAUCGAUCUAACUGCAUCAUUCGAUGCAACUAGGCACGCGUAGUCGUCCGGUUCACGUGGAAACACUGCGAUAAAUUUUCCCUGGUGAAAAACAAAAACCGUUUCAUCGUUGAGAGGGUAGACGCGGUUGCUCGGAGCGUCGAUCGAUAUCAGCUCGACGCGUGUAGGCAAACGAGGAGAGUUCAGCUCGAGGAGUUCGUCAGGCUAGUGGGUCUUCGAUGGUUGCACGGGUCUCCAGACCCGGUUCCAUCGAAUAUAGGUCAGUGUACAAGGCGGCAGGAGCAAAAGAGCAGAGCAGACUUUUAGCCGUGAGCACGGCACGAUCGUCCCGAUGCGAGCCGGAGCGUGCUGGCCCGUAGUCUGCUAACGGCCAAACGGGUUUGCACAGGCGUUCCCUUCCUCUUUCCUCUUUUUUUCUUUAUCCUCCCGUUUCCUUUUUGCCGACGAAAGGAUUCCUCCUUCAGACGUGUCUUUCGCUCGGAUAGGACCGCUCGAUUCACCGUCGAAAUUAUUGUUAAUGGACCGCUCGUGGUGCGCUCCGCGACUCUACUACCAAACCGGUCGAUCUUUUUCACCGCGAUGGAAUCCGCGUCUCGUUGCCUCGCGAUAGUAAUUAAACGUUCCUUUGUUCUAAACUGUCGCUCUACCAAAUGUUAAAAUCAACGAAGACCGCAUAUGAAGCCUGGUCAGAUCACUUUACCUGUAAACACAGUGUUCCAGGAUUUUCCUAUGAAAAAUGACAUUUCUUGUUCGAAACAGAGUCGUCGAUCGGGUCAUCAUUUUUAUCCUGUCACGAAGGCCGCGAAAGAUCGCUGCGAUAAAGGAUACAGCGACAAAUUCCCUGGUCCUCCCUUACAAAACGAAUGGAACGUAGAAACGUAGGUGGUGAGGGAAGAACGGAGCGGACGUGGGAUAAAAAGGAGGCAAAGGAGCAGUAUAUGAGAGGAGGUACGGGACGUGAUCGCGAGGCAAGACCCGGCCCUUUGUUGUCCUAGCCUGGUAGGCUUUCGGUCCACUUCUAGACUGUGUUUUGUUACAGCACGCCAUAGUUACACUCUUUCUUUCCUCCCUCCAAACGGCGCUCCUUAAACACGUUUCUAAGCCGACGUUCCUGCGUCCUUCGUCCUCCAUCGCCCUUCCUCGCCCUCGGCCUGCACGCAAACAGACGCAGCGGAGGGUUACAAUACGGCUGCUAAUGUAGGAUCGCAGACGCUCGAAGCGAAGGACCGGGCGCGAACCGACGUCGGCGACGACGGCGAUGGCUGCGUUUACCGCGUACACCUGCGGAAUUAGUCGCGAAGCUGAAAAAAGGAGGAGGAAACGAGACUAGACGGCGUCCGCGCGCCUCCAAAAUUGCAGAAUUUUUAUUUUUCUUGGAAGGGUGUUAGCUAAGUGUCGCCAGGCUGGUAUUAAAAGCCAUGACUUUCGGUGUCAUUUGAAAACAUAUCCUCUAAGAGGAGAUCCCUCGAGGCUCCGCGACUUCCCUUUUCCCCUGUUUGCCCUUUGGCGAUGAAAAAAAAAGAAACGAACACUCGCUGGCUCGCGCACCCUCUCUUCCUUUGCACCUGAUCGGACGAACCUCCGACUGACUGGCCGCUUAAUUGGAAAGAUCCACGAAGAUCGAGCAUUGUUUGCGGACAAGAGUCGCGUGAAACACGCGAGCCAGGAAUUUCUCUGGUAGUCAGUGGCCGAGUCGGCGUAUAUAUUCGACCGGUCGAUCUGUAGUUCGAGGCGUAAUAGAAGUUAACGCCGUGGUUUGAGGUAUUCGAUAACGCCGGCGAGCGGUCUUGGAAUAAUUAUCGGAGCGCAGGUGCCGCGACACGAGAAAUUGGAGUUUCCGGUCCGUCUGGAAUGCCAUCCGGCUGAACGCGGAAUAAUACCUGCGAAGCUUUCGCACCGGUGUAAAUGCAAUUUUGAUGUUGAGGUUUCGCGAUAUGGAAAUAACCGCGGGAAUCGUGUCUCGAUUUCUUGCCUCCACGUUCGAAGGGUAUAUUACUUAGAUAAAGGCGGACAGUUUCGUUGAAGAUUCUUAUUGAACGAGAUAGCAACGACGUUACAUUGCUUUUGGGCUAAAAAUAUAUCCUCUGAUAUCGGGGAACCGUACGAAAGUUGUUUUAGAAAUAAUUCUUCAGUAUAUUAAUCCUUUGCGCUAAACGUGCACACCACGUUUGAAUAAAACGAAAAUUUCAAACUUUAAUAAAUUAAACUUGUCAGUGAUUAGUUUUUCAUCGUCGAUAGCGAGCUGUGUGUAUUAUUUAACGUUAUUUCCUCGUUGAAAAAGCAUAUAACUCACGGGAUAAACUCACCGUCACGUCUCACUGAACUUCCGUUUGCUCCUUGCAUCGAACGAUAAAUCAUUACUCUCGCCUUGGACUGGGUUAUUGGUGGAUUAGUUGCACAACGCUGUUUAUUCCUUUUAUUUCUCUUCGUUCUAUCUGUACGAUAGUAACGCGAGGGCAAUUAAACUUAUUUACGUAGCACGAUAUCGAUAUCGAGCAUCAGAAAGCCUAACUACGCGUGGGAUUUAAAAAAACAAUGGUCUAGGAAUCGAUAAUUAAUUCAUCCCUCUUAUCACGCUUCGAUACCCAUAAUAUCGACCGUAACUAUUCUCGACACUAGGUAAUAUUAGGUCGUCCCAUAAGUUCGUGCCUUUUUUUAUAUUCGCGUACGGAAUAAAAUAUUGAAUCCGCUUUUAAAUAUUUUUUUUAGAGACAUUACGACAGGAGUCGAUGAGAUGACCUAAUAACAAUUACCGUUUCGAUCAUCCAAUUCCAAAAAUACUCGAUUUCCUUUUAGUCAUUCGCGGUUGGCACGAAUAAAGGAUGAUCUUUGCGGUUCGCGUGAUACACCGAGCAUCCUGAUACAAUGACAAAUGAAAAAUAAAAUGUAAAAGUAAUGGAAGUAGAGGAGGGAAGUUAACAAGGAUCGAGACGAUAGAUGGACAGGAGAGAAGGAGACGGAAAGAAGGAGGACUCGAAGGAUCCUUACGUAAAAUAUCGCGCGGCUAUCCGCAGGACGGUCGGCCGAAUAUUAUUUCGCCUCGUAAAGAUCCUGAUGAGCGUCGGCCCGGGAUUAUUUAAUGACGCGUGUAUCUUCGCGUCGGUGCACGAGGCUCGUUCCUGGCAGGUAUAAAGGUAUAAAGGUAAGUAGGGUGAGAGACGAGCGACGUCGACGGGGGAGGGUAUGGCAAGUCCGGUCAGGUAUGCCAGUGCUCGGCCAGUUACACACCAUCGAAAGAUUUACGCGUGUAUGAGUGGGUGGAGAGAAGAGAGAAUCGUAGAUGCAAGCCGCGCAACCGUAGCUGGACGAGCCUCGAGGUCUUCACGACUUGAAGCUCGUAGCAAAUGACAGGGGAUCGGGAGGGCUAACUUUCCGUCCCUUUCUAUCCGCUAACCAUCCUCCAAAGUGUCCGUCCAAAAGUCUCGUACCCUCUCUCUUUGCCAGUCUGUCCGUCUCUUUCAAAGGGAGAGCAGAGUUCCUUUCUCAGGUAAAUCGAAACAGGUACCACUCCGUGGCCGACGUUUUUACCAAUACCAACACCGUGCUAUCCUGCCGAACGUCGAUCCACGGAUAGAGAAAGAUUUUUAGGAUGGAUGAGGGGGCGUUUUUCGGUUCCACCCGCUCUCGAACGUUGAUUUUUACCGUGUGUUUAACGCUUAUAGAGGUACCUCUGCUAAAAAUACGUAGAACGCAGACUGAGACGCGUUCAUCUACUCUCCUACCUGUGCGAACGUAUUCUCACGGAAUGCACAGUGUUCAUUCGCUCAAUUAUUCUUAGAGAUCCCUUUUUUCGGAUCUCCAUGCGAUGACAUCAAUUGAAUUCCAGGGAUUUCUGAAAUAAUUACACGAGGGUAUAAAUUAUGGGAACUACGAGCAACUUGAAUUUUCUCUCCAAUUACUUCACCUGUCUCUCAUACUUUCGAUCGUUACGUUCGAUGCACAAAGUCCAUGGACACGCUUCGAUUGCCUCGAAAAACGAAAAGAAAGAAACUCGACUAUAACCCUGUGUACCUCAUUUCAAGAUUCCACGGACGCUUUAUCAUAGGAAAUCUUCGUUCGCCCUCUUUGCUCGCGGCCGGGAACACAGGGUUCGGGGAUGGCUACCUGACGCGUUCAGGGAUGAAGGAUCUUUGAAAGGAUCUCCGGAGAAAAGAGAAACGCAGAAGGUGGACAUUAGUGACACUUCAUUAAGAUAAUUCUCCGACGAAUCCUGGUUUUCGGCUUCUACCGCCCUUUCCUUCUUCCAAAUCUUAGGAAUCUGAUACUAGAAAUCAAUUUCAUUAUGAAAUUCAAUGGAUUGACCCAAUUCUCUGAUCGUUGAUUCAAUUUUUAAUGGAAGCACCCGGCAACAAAUGGGUUGAUCCACGUAAAACCGAAAAUCCGUGAAACACGCGACCGGUAUCAUCUCGUAAUAGGCAUUAUCUGGUGGAUCCUCCUCGUGCAGGUUUCGCUAAUCUAAUUCGUCGAACAGAUUAUCCGUCUGCGUACGACUAUGGACAAUUUCUGUCCGAGUGAAACGCAGCUGCAGCCACGUUUCGACGAGGAUGCCUCUACCGACCGUAAUUAUUAAUCGUUCUACGGGCGUAAGGGGUUUCGCGAAAAGAAGACGAGCAUGAAGGAUCAGGGACGUUGAAGGGUGAGGAGGUGUACGCUGUCUUGUGCACGAAAUUGGUCGGUGACUAGCAGACGAGGCGGAUAGCUCGCGAGCAAUUUGGCGGCUGGUAACGAAGGGCCUGCGAAAACAAAGGAUCGUCCUCGGUUCGGCCAAUUGUUGCAUUAUUCAUGCGUUUCUAGCAAGAAGCGGUUGUAAGCCAUGCCCAGCCCCAGGACUCUACUCUGCUUCGCUCUACCUAUCUCUUUCUUUUCUGCCUUUUCGAAAAUUCAUUUUGUUCCCUUUCGGCUGGCUUAGACGCACCAUUAGUGCGCCAGCAGCGUGUAUGGCUCGCUUCCACUACCUUGAUUACGAGGCUAGAAGACCUUCGGGCUUGAAACUAGUUCCCUUUUCCUUGUCUCAGAGAUUGUGUCAAAAAUUUUGACUGAGGUCCCUAAUAGUAUUGAUAAGAAACGAAUUAGGAUGAAGAAUAGCUAAAAAAGUUGGAUGUAUUAAUUACUGUAUCGAUGAAAUCAAAAAUUAUUUAAAUGUUAUUUCAAACUUGUUUUCCUUUGUUUAAUUGCCAACUGCUUGAUCAAGUUAUAAAUUAUCCUCUUGUGUUAUAAAAUCUGAUGGCAAUAAAUAAUAUCGUUUAAGCAGUGUCGUGGAAUGUCGUAACAUAACAUACUUUGAGAUUCGUUUUAUUGCUUUUCAGUGGUCUUGCACAAAUACCCUUCAUUAUAUAAUUCCCUGAUAGCGCUUGGUUCGUGUAGCAUUAGGUGAAAAAAGCUUGAUUACUUUUACAAUGAUUAUCUUAAGCUAUCGAUCCUGGUCUAAUUAAUUAAAUUCAUUUUUUUUUUUACUGCUCACGGAUACUGUGAGAUUAUCUAACACAUGGGUGAUAGAAUCUGAAUUUACGACAGGUUUUAGAAGGCGAUUCUUAAUACAUUUGAUGGUUGAAUUCUUCAAAAGAAUCAUGUUCUUCAAUCUUAUCCCAAGAAAUUCGUAUUUCUUCGUUCACACGAGACAGUGGCGGACGGCGUCGCGACGAAAUCGUCGUUCUUUGGCUCAUUUCGGCCCGUUAAAUUAAUUAAUAAGACUGAUUUGUUUCUUGUGCACCGCGUUGAGGCCGGGUUUUGCGUUAGUGGCGAGUCCUUUGACGGUCGGUACGAUAAAUAUGGAGCAGCGUCUCGUCCUUUCCUCCGCAUUCCUCGCUGCCCUGCCACCCUGUUCCCAGAAACCGCGACUUCUGAACCAACGUGAUCGCGCGCGCAAAAAAAGAGCGAUGCCGUCCGUUCGUCGCGGUAUUUCGAUCGCCUAGAAUCGAGGGACAGAGAGAGAGAGGAAGAGAGUCCGGCUAAAGCGGCUUUCAUUGCGGCAAUAAGAAUUCCAGAGGGUCGUUAAGCUCGCUGAAAUCCACGGCAUAACUUUCUAGGAACUUCUAGGAAGCCGUGCAACGCGCUGACGUUACAAAGAGUGGAAGCUGAGCCCUGACAACAGGGAGAAAUAAAAAAAGAAACGUCCUGUUCGUUCGAAGGAUUAUUCCGGCUUGUAGGAUCUUCCCUGAAUAAAAAGCACAUUUGUUGCUCGAACCUGCGUCGAGUCAGGAACGAUUGUAAUCAUAAUGCGGUAGGAAUUCAUAUUUCAGCAUCAUUUAGUUGUUUGACUUUCGAAAUUCGACGUAGACCCAAUGAAAGCAGAAGAAUCCGAUUGUAAUUCAGUCAAUUGAACGUUCUACUCUGGAAUAUUAAUGUAGGUCAGGCGAAAAACCGUGCAAUCCAUUCCUUCAACUUCGUUCUAAUGGCAGAUCCUGAUGGUAAGCUGGUUCCAAUACGGCUCGCUCGAAAAACCAUCGACCAGUCGUCCCAGAACCCAUGGAAUUCGGCCAAACGGCAAACAUUUGAAUUCUACCGCGUAGAAGAAGCCUCGGUAUCGAUUAUCCUCCGGCUUGCUUCGACCUCCAUUUCGUUUUGGCGGCCCUUUAUCCCAACCGAAGGGAGACGCGUCGCAAACAUAACUCUUUCACCGAGCCUUUUUAACCGCUUCCUUCUGCGUUCGCUGCAAUCGUCGAAUGAAAAAGGGAAAAUUAUUUAGCGAUCGCGGUCGUUGGUGUAGGAAAUAAUUGUCGCGCAGCACGAGCUACGAUAAAAGUAUAAUUUACCGUACGCGGUAUCCACGGAUUAUGUAAUUUCUGUCCGGGUUCCCUGGCGCGAGAGCCAUCGAGCGAAACACGAAGCAGAAGAAUGAUUCUAUAAAUUCCCCCGGUAUCUUUAUUACUCUGUACGCGUACUAUAACCUGAUCUUUCUUUCUCCGUUUUUCCUCUCACCAGUCACGAUCGGCUGCGAUCCAGGAGCAGAGGGUCGUUUAAAUUCCGUCGCGUUAAGUCGCUCGCGAUCCAGGCUAACUGGGUAUAUCAGGAAGUCGCGGAUCGAGCGAGACGAGACUCCCGUGGCGAAACAUUUGGCGAUUUAACCCUUUACAAAGUGUUCUUAAACUCUGAGAUGUGAGAAUUGAAACUACCAACUUAGGGACUUGGACAGUUUUCGCUCUGUCAACUUAUUCCUCGUGCUAUACUUUGCUAUGGGUACCAAGGAUUCGUCCGGAAAGUUGGCGACGCACGGUAGCUGAAUGUUCCACUUGAACAUUCUGAAUAAUUUUGAACGCUGAUAUGAUUUCAUACGGAAAUAAUCUUUAUAAAAUAAGCAGAAAUAUAAAAAUGAAACGACUUAUCUAAACCAGUUAUUAGUUGAAGAAGAGAGAGAAAGGGAGUCUCCGGGAGGUUGUUUGCUAAUAAAGAAUUUAUAGUCCUCGUUACUGGUACGGUUUUCUACGAAUUAACGUUGAUUACCGAGCCGACGUAAAAAGCUAGAAAACAAGAUAGCCCGGCUACGCGCAGAAACCGAUUAAACGAAUUCAUGAAUAACUUAAGGCCGUUCGACUGGACGCACCUGCCCCUUCUCCUUCAACUUCUUAUCCUGUCCUCUCUUUUUCUCUCCCCGGGCACCUAGGAAUUUAUUUCGAGCUCGUAAGAUUGCGGAUGGAACUGAAACACUGACACCUCUCCAUUAUCCUGUCACAAGACCGUAUCAUCCUAUUGGUGAAUCUACGAGAGAGGAAGAGAGGAUGGGGAACGGUUCGAAAGCACGAUCCAUGAAAGGUGCAAAAAUUUAAAAGGAAAUCGUAAAGAUCACGAAAUUGUUUUACGUUCAACCGCAUCUCGAAGUGCACCUAUGAAUUUGUCCCAUGCGGAAGAACGCGCACACGUUUUAUGUCCGUUCCUGGAAGAUUUACGGGAUGUACGGGAUACGUUACCUAUUUACUGAACGACAUGCUGCGUCCUGGUUGAUGUUGAGGUCGUAUGAAACGCUUGUGAUCGACGCUCGAUGCUGGUGCAUUCUUGCAAUAAAAUGCAACUGCAUCUUUGCUCGAAUGUCGAGGGAUAAUGAGGACAAAGUGCAGGUGCUUCUUAACCCUCACAUGGACAACAGUGUACUCAGGAAAUUUCUACAUUUCCUAACUUAAAUAAAAAAUGUUUAAUUAUUAAAUUUCAAUGGGUGGCCACGCGAUAAAGAGGCUCGUGCUGUGGCAAGCUGCUGCAUAAAAGUUUCGAAUCUCCAAGAAUCAAAAGCAAAAGGAAUACGAUGAACGAUAUCGUAACAACGUUCGAGAGCCGAGGAUAAAUUAAAAUCGCUAUCUGCGGUGCUGGUA
Osmia lignaria (orchard mason bee) is the source of this 13094-nucleotide messenger RNA. Lineage: Eukaryota; Metazoa; Arthropoda; Insecta; Hymenoptera; Megachilidae. The record is from RefSeq and is a predicted model, not a curated record.